GAUCCACCAUCCCUGAGAUCUCUCUUUCUUCUUUCAUAGAAAAUCCCUCCCCUUUUUUCUCACUCUCACACUCUGAACUCCGUGUUAAGGAAUCACACAGCUCAUACCGUCAGAAUAACGUGACGAUAAACUCGCUUUCUUCCAUGUGAGUAUGGAGAUUUGAGUAGAAUGCUAGCAAAAAAUAGUUGAAAUAGAGUCGUUUUUUCGGAUUUUACGGAGAAUUUCAAGGGGGAGAGAAGUUUGAAUCAGCUUUGACGGUGAGGAUUUUGGAGAAUUGUUGUUUUGUAUGAUGACGAAGACGAAUGCUGAAACAACUUUGUUGAAUCCUAACAUCAUUUCUUUCGAUCAUAAGAGGGAUGCUUAUGGAUUCUCUGUACGGCCUCAACAUGUACAAAGAUAUCGUGAAUAUGCUAAUAUCUACAAGGAAGAAGAGGAAGAAAGGUCAGAUAGGUGGAAUAAUUUUUUGGAACGGCAGGCGGAGUCUGCCCAAUUGAUCAUAAAUGGGGUGUCUGCAGAUGGCAACUCCAGCAAACCUGAUACUGGAUCAUUGUUUCAGAAGGCAAACUCCUUUUCACAGAAUGGAGAUGAAGACAAUAACCAAACCGUUGAAAAGUGUGGUUCUGAGGAUCAUCUUGAAGGUGCAAUAGAGAAGGAUGAUACAAAAACCUCAGUUGAGAGAAAAACUCAUCAGGCCCAAAUAUGGUCGGAGAUCAGACCAACUCUACAUGCCAUUGAGGAUAUGAUGAGCAUUCGUGUAAAAAAAAAGGUAAAUUUGGCCAAAAAUGAGCAAGACUGUGGUCUGCAGGAACAUCCUCUUGCAGUUGAAGAGUCUGGUGCCACAAAAGGAGAAUCUGAAGAGGACUCAGAAGACGAGUUUUAUGAUUUAGAAAGAUCAGAAUCUAUGGACAAAUUAGAUGUGGGUGCCAUGCAAGAUGUUUCUCUAAAUGAAAAUAUUAGUCAUUUGGCUACUAAAUGUCAAGAGUCUUUACCAUCUUGGAAAGAAGAACUGGAGUGUCUUGUUCGAGGUGGAGUACCCAUGGCUCUCAGGGGAGAGCUUUGGCAAGCCUUUGUGGGUGUGAAGGCACGCAGGGUGGAGACCUAUUACCAGGAUUUGCUUGCUUUAGGCACUAAACCUGGUAAUAAUGCAGAGGAUAAAAGCACUGUAUCAAAGGAUGGAAGUUGUGUGGACCCAAGCAUAGAUACUGCAUUUCUUCCUGAAAAUUGGAGAGGGCAAAUUGAGAAGGAUCUACCCAGAACAUUUCCUGGACAUCCAGCUCUAGACGAGGAUGGAAGAAAUGCUUUAAGGCGUUUACUUACUGCCUAUGCUCGGCAUAAUCCCUGUGUAGGCUACUGUCAGGCCAUGAAUUUUUUUGCUGGUCUGCUAUUGCUUCUAAUGCCCGAGGAAAAUGCAUUUUGGACUCUAGUGGGGAUUCUAGAUGAUUAUUUUGAUGGCUAUUACUCAGAAGAGAUGAUAGAGUGUCAGGUUGACCAACUUGUUCUUGAGGUAUUGGUGCGAGAGAAAUUUCCAAAAUUGGUUAAUCAUCUUGAUUACCUAGGAGUUCAGGUAGCAUGGGUUACAGGACCAUGGUUCCUCUCCAUAUUUAUGAACAUGCUUCCAUGGGAAAGUGUCCUCAGAGUCUGGGAUGUACUUCUGUUUGAAGGAAACCGAGUGAUGUUAUUCCAUACCGCGCUUGCUUUGAUGGAGCUUUAUGGACCUGCAUUAGUUACCACAAAAGAUGCAGGGGAUGCAGUUACCCUGUUGCAGUCACUUGCUGGCUCCACAUUCGAUAGCAGUCAACUGGUGCUGACAGCCUGCAUGGGCUAUCAAAAUGUUAAUGAAGCUCGAUUAGAAGAACUAAGAAAUAAGCAUCGACCAGCUGUGAAGGCUGCUGUUGAAGAGAGGUUCAAAGGACUUCGAGUUUGGAGGGACUGUCAGGGUUUAGCUUCUAAACUCUCCAGUUUUGAGCAUGAUCCUGGAUCUGUAAUUGUUGGAACCACUGAAACCGAUAAAAAAACUGAUGAAGUGAUGAAUAGUGAUGCAUCUAAUUAUGUGGAUGAACUUCACAUGAACCUUAGUGGUAAUGUGGCAGAUUCUGCUCCAGAUCUCCAAGAACAGGUGGUCUGGCUGAAGGUUGAGUUGUCCAAGUUGCUGGAGGAGAAAAAAUCUGCUGAACUCAGAGCUGAGGAGUUGGAAGCAGCAUUGAUGGAGAUGGUCAAGCAGGAUAACAGGCGGCAGUUGAGCGCACGGGUUGAGCAAUUAGAAAGACAGGUUGCUGAGCUUCAAGAGGCCCUUGUUGCUAAGCAAGAACAAGAGAAUGCCAUGCUUCAGGUUUUGAUGAGGGUGGAGCAAGAACAGAGGGUAACAGAAGAUGCUCGCAUAUUUGCUGAACAAGAGGCAGCAGCUCAAAGACAUACCUCUCAAUUGCUACAGGAAAAGUAUGAAGAAGCCAUCGCUUCCCUUGCUGAGACGGAAAAGAGGGUGGUUAUGGCAGAAUCGAUGUUGGAGGCUACCUUGCAGUACCAAUCUGGACAAGAUAAAGUGCUUCCCUCUCCAAGAUCUACGCAGCAAGUUUCAUCUCCUGUAGGGGGCAACCAAGAAUCAUCACUAGAGAUACCUGCUAGAAAAAUCAGUUUGCUCUCAAGACCGUUUGGACUUGGCUGGCGUGACAGCAACAAGGGGAAGCCGACCGAGGAGGUUAAUGACACCAAAACAGUGAAUGAGGAGCAGAAGGAAAUAAAUGACCAUCAGUCUGAGAAGAAAAUACAAGAGGCCUAAAGAUGCAGAUUCAAAUAAUGACCACCAAAUGUAGAAUGCUUUCAAUACUGGUCACUGUAUCUAUAUAGAGGUGAUAAUUUUUGUAUUCAGUUGCUUAUUCAUUUAAGUAAGACUAUAAUCAGUCACAUGGUGUAAAGGAAAAAAGAGCAUUUCGGUUUACUGUAUUUGUAAAAUCAUUCUCAAUUACCUUCAAUUGUAUAUCUUGCUGGGUGUGCCCAAGUUGUACACAA
This is a messenger RNA of Solanum lycopersicum (tomato), 3006 nucleotides long. RefSeq lists its product as uncharacterized. The record is from RefSeq and is a predicted model, not a curated record. Lineage: Eukaryota; Viridiplantae; Streptophyta; Magnoliopsida; Solanales; Solanaceae.